ACAUAUUGAAGAAGAGAAAAUUUGUUUAUUAUAUUCUAAUAUAAUAUUAAACCUUCAAUAUAUAUAAAAUGAAACCGUCAAUUUUUAAUGAGAAUGAGUCGGUAUUACUCGUAGGAGAAGGAAAUUUUUCCUUUUCCGUAGCGUUGUGUCAACUUAAUCUCAAAAUAAAUUUAAUAACUACGUGCUUCGAAUCUGUCAUAUCUCACGAAACUGGAAAGAAAAACAUAGAAUACCUAAAAAGGCAUGGCAUUCGUGUACUGCUGGGGAUAGAUGCAACAAAAUUAAUGGAAAAUCCUAUUUUGAAAACUAAAUCCUUCGAUAAAGUUAUAUUUAAUUUUCCUCAUGUGGGUGGUAAAAUGAGAAUAGAAAAAAAUCGAGAAUUGUUAAGACAAUUUUUCAUUGAAAUUGAAAAGUUAAAUAAUUCUAAUGUAGAAGUAUUGAUAACUCUUUGUAAUGGUCAAGGUGGGACUCCUAUGGAUGAACCUAAAAGAAAUUGGAAUGAUUCAUGGAAAGUUACAGAAAUGGCAGCGCAUGGAAAUUUUAUAUUAACUAUGAUAGAACCAUUUUUGUGGUCAUAUUUUCCUAGCUAUAUAGUUACCGGCUAUCGCAGUUUGGAAAAACAAUUUCAUACCAUGCAUGCAUUGAUUCAUUUUUUUAGGCGAUCAGAGCCACCUAAUUAUCAAAAUAUAUCUCCAACAAAUAAACUUGAUAUUAAAGUUUAUGAAUCAUUUUAUACAAGCACAAAUUUUCAUUGUGAUAAUAAACAUCUUGCAAAUCCUUUACGUAGUCAAAAAUCCAAAUCAUUGAGCAAUACAUCACAAUAUUUUGUGGAUAUAAAACAGGUAAGAGUCAUUGGUGGAAGGGGUGGCGACGGAACCAUAUCAUUUCUGCAAUUAUGGAAAAAUGAUCGUGCAGGACCUGAUGGAGGAGAUGGUGGACAUGGUGGGCAUGUAAUUUUUCAGGUUUCAAAAAAUACUAAAGAUCUUAAACAUAUACAAAGUAUCUUUAAAGCAGAAGAUGGAGAAAAUGGCGCUUCUAAAAAUUGUCAUGGUAAAUGUGCAGAGCAUAAUAUUAUACCAGUUCCUGUUGGAACUAUAAUACGUAAUAUAGAAGGAACAAUAUUAGCUGAUUUGAAUCAAGAGAAUUCAAUGUUUAUUGCUGCACGAGGAGGGGCAGGUGGUCAUGGGAAUCCCUUUUUUACUUCUGACACUCAACAAUCUCCAAAAAUUUGUGAAUAUGGAGCAAAUGGUGAAGAUUUGCAAUAUAUAUUGGAAGUAAGAAGUAUGGCUCAUAUUGGACUUAUUGGUUUUCCAAAUGCUGGUAAAAGUACACUUUUAAGAGCCAUAUCCAGAGCUAGACCAAAAGUAGCAUCUUAUCCAUUUACAACUUUGAAGCCUCAUGUGGGUAUGAUACCCUAUGAUGAUUAUGAACAAAUUUCAGUGGCAGAUUUACCUGGACUUAUAGCUGACUCUCAUAAAAAUAAAGGUCUUGGUAUAACAUUUCUUAAACACGCAGAACGUUGUGCUAUUUUAUUAUUUGUUAUAGAUCUCUCUCUUGAUAAACCUUGGGAAGCAUUAGAAAUAUUAAAAUAUGAAAUUAGUCAAUUCAACAAAAAUUUAAAUAAUAGAUCUCUUAUCGUUGUUGCCAAUAAGAUGGAUUUACCUGAAGCAGAGGAAAAUCUAAAAUUGUUAAAAGAAAAGAUCGAUAUGCCUAUUAUACCUAUAUCUGCAAAAGUAGGUAUUAAUAUAUCUACUUUGUUAAAAGAGAUUAGGGUAUUAUAUGACAGACUAAAAGAAGAAAACGACAAAUCAAUGAAUACAAAGGAAAGUUUUAUAUAAUUUAAAUAUAUGUGUUUAAAAAUACAUAGUUGUACAAA
Messenger RNA from Polistes canadensis, 1876 nucleotides. RefSeq names its product mitochondrial ribosome-associated GTPase 2. The record is from RefSeq and is a predicted model, not a curated record. The transcript has 8 exons. Lineage: Eukaryota; Metazoa; Arthropoda; Insecta; Hymenoptera; Vespidae. Gene Ontology annotation, biological process: rRNA base methylation. Bases 69 to 1838 code for a protein of 589 amino acids. Gene Ontology annotation, cellular component: mitochondrion. Gene Ontology annotation, molecular function: magnesium ion binding; GTP binding; rRNA (uridine-N3-)-methyltransferase activity.